Molecule: messenger RNA, 1072 nt
Organism: Alternaria alternata
Lineage: Eukaryota; Fungi; Ascomycota; Dothideomycetes; Pleosporales; Pleosporaceae
Exons: 2
Coding region: 194-1036 (280 amino acids)
Biological process (GO): vesicle-mediated transport
Molecular function (GO): protein-macromolecule adaptor activity
Source: RefSeq, a predicted model, not a curated record
UGGGAUGAAUGCACAAUUUUUUACAUUGUCGAAGAUACCUUGUGUUAUCUAAACUUGCUCGGCGGCAUACGAAGGACCACAAUACAGCCAGGCGUAGUCGCGAACGUUCUUGAUAUUCGCAGGCAUCUACCCCACGUUGAAUGGCGAGACCCCCGAGAACUCCGCAACUAGACACUUUUUCCACCGACACAACAUGGACAUCAAGAACCCACGGCGUAUUCUUGCCAUCGGCGCGCCCGAGGCAGGUGUACUUCCACUGCUGAAAGAGCUCACCGGUUCCGCCCCCGAACCAACGUCCGAAACCACUGCCGGCCUUACGCACGAAUGGCGUCUAGAAACCAAAUACUACACUGCAACCCUUCCUAUUUGGAUCGAUGAGCUCGCCAACGUCGCGGAAUGGCGCACCGAAUUCACCAAGCCCGAAGCUCGCGAAGUCGUCACCGCGCUCGGUGCAUGGAUAUACUGCUUCAAGAAGCCAGUCGAAACAAAGGAUCUAGAUAUGAUCAAAGAGACCAUGCAGGCCGUAUCCGAUGUCAUCGAGCGUGCAUGUGGCUACGGCGGCGACAUGGUGUGUCUGGCUGUUGCGAUGCCGCAAUCCAUCACGCCCUACCUUGAGAAGAGUCAUGAAGAAUGGGAAGAGCUCGCCAUGGACUAUGGUUUUGAAUACGUCGACUCUGAGAAGAAGGGGAAAAACGAGUUUGGGGAGGCGACAGGGGUACACCGAGUUCGGGAAGCGCUCGAGGCUGGGGAAUGGGAGAGCAUGGCAGAUCUGGACAUGGGCGGCGACGAAGACGGCUUCGAAGGCAGUUUUGCAGCAGAAGAGGCGGAGAUGAACAUGGAGCUGUUUGGCAUGAAAGGUGCGCUGGCUGGGUUUGACGACGAUGAAGGUCAGGAAUCAGGGGACAAAGAGGUUGAAGAGCUGGAGGUGAUGAUGCAGAAAAUGGUUGCUAUCAAGGAGAUGGGCGAGGGCAUGGAAGAGGCCGAGCGAAAACGUUUCGCUGCGAAAGCAGUGAACGAUCUGCUAAAAGAUUAUUGAUUGCCGCUACUCCGAAUCAUUCGCAGACGCCACAGA